AUGGAUAUUGUCAAUAAAUUAAUAAAUCUAUUACCACAAUAUGAAGAAAUUAAAGAAUUAAUCAAAUUAAAUCCCGAAGCACAAUUUAUUUUAAAGAAAACAAUCGAAACCUUAAAGGAAAAACUAAAUCAAAACUCGAACGCAGAUGACACUGAGGAAUGUUAUUUCCUUGUACAAGCAUUGGUCGACAAAUGUUGGGAGGAAAUACAUACGGGACAUUUCAGUGAAGUGUCAUUGGAUGUGAGAAAAACCUAUGCUUUGGGAUGUUUUUGUAAAAUUAUAUUUCUUUUAUUAGAAUCCACGGAAAGGUUACAAAUUGAGAAAUGUAAUGAAAUUCUAGAUGAUGCCAUACUUCUGGGUUGUACGCAAAAUCUAUUCGUGAAUAAUAAGGAAUUUGUGGAUAACCUAACAGAUUUUUUUGACAAUGAGUUAGAUCCCACUGAUGACUUACAAUUACCCAUAAUCGAAACGACAGUUCGACGUUCUGUGGACUGUGAUAUUCUACAAUUAGAUUGUCCAUCACUUGAGGAAUUCAAUAGAAAAUGUUUUACAACACAAAAACCUGCUUUAUUACUCAACACUAUCAUGCUCUGGCCGGCAUUGACGAAAUGGCGUAACUUGAAUUAUAUUUUAAAACUAGCAGGCAAUCGUACCGUUCCCAUUGAAAUUGGUUCUAAUUAUGCCACAGAUGAAUGGUCACAACAGUUAAUGAAAAUCAAAGAUUUUUUAAAAAGGCAGUUUUCUACAACAGACUUGCCAAAUGAUUAUCAGAAAAUUGAAUAUCUAGCCCAACAUGAACUUUUCGAGCAAAUACCACAAUUAAAACAGGAUUUUACAAUACCAGACUAUUGUCAAUUGGGCGAACACAACGAAGCGAUAGACAUUAAAGCUUGGUUGGGACCCAAGGGUACAAUUAGUCCAAUGCAUUAUGAUCCCAAACAUAAUAUAUUGUGUCAAGUGUUUGGUACAAAAAAACUUAUAUUAGCAUCGCCUACAGAUACGGAAAAUCUGUAUCCACAUGAGGGUGAAUUUCUAUCGAAUACAUCGCAAAUCAAUGCAGCCCUUCCCGAUUUGGAAAAAUAUCCUCGCUUGGCCAAGGUGAAAUUUUAUAAUUUAACAUUACAGCCGGGUGAUUGUGUGUAUAUGCCACCUAAAUGGUGGCAUUAUGUUGAAUCUGAAAGUCCAAGUUUUUCUGUGAGUUUUUGGUGGCAAUAA
Messenger RNA from Musca vetustissima, 1215 nucleotides. RefSeq names its product bifunctional peptidase and arginyl-hydroxylase JMJD5 (gene JMJD5). Gene Ontology annotation, cellular component: nucleus. Gene Ontology annotation, molecular function: histone H3K36 demethylase activity. The coding region runs from base 1 to 1215 and encodes 404 amino acids. NCBI's taxonomy places the organism in Eukaryota, Metazoa, Arthropoda, Insecta, Diptera, Muscidae. The transcript has 3 exons. The record is from RefSeq and is a predicted model, not a curated record.